AUGGCGGCAACCGAACAGCUGUACGGUCAAGAUGUUAUCGGGAAGACAGUGCUCACCGUCCGAGCGGACGCCAGAAAGGGACAAUACAGAAUCGCUGUCACCGUUCGAGUGGCGCGGGUUAGAAAGUACAUGUGCAAGCGCGAGUACGAAGGCAGGUUGGCGAUAACCCCAGUCGCCGGCGGCGAGGCACAAUAUCUUGAUUGGAUCACGGCGAGGGACGUCGACAAGGUCUGGAAGUACGUUGACAGCGGCGGGAUGUUCGAUGGCAAGCGGAUCUGGAUUGAGGAGCUGUGCAAGAUUCCGCAAGGGUAUCGUGGCAGCAUCGGAGAGCACGGUGGCGCUGGUGACAUCGGUGAUGUUCGCAAGUCGUUCUGUCUCGCCUUCGAGACCGACGGCACACCACGAAGCUCGCUACUCACCGACGGUGCUGACAUCCUUACUGCCUCUCGCAUCCACUACAUCAAGACAUUCGAGCUUGAGCCCGAGUGGCAUGGUCAGGGCGUUGCGACUCCUGCACUCUUUCUGUACGAGGCAGCCCUGAAGAAACUGCAGGGUGACCUUGCGCUCCUCGAAGGCGCCUUCAUGCUUUCACCAGGGCCGACAUACAAUGCAACGGCACGGGGUCGAGCUGGAGAAAAGACUACAAGAGAUAAGGACAUUGGCCAACCUACACUAGCUGGUCUGGUGGAGCGACCAACACUCAGUAGACUGGAGCGAGAAGCGGCGGAGCUGGAGAGUACCGGCAGGAAAAAGGAACCCACCAACUGCGGCAGCUACAUCUGGUACGAUGGGAAGCCGUACACCAUCACGCCUAGCAUACCAGACAGAGUGGUAGCAGAGGCUAAACUACAACAGCAGAUGUGGCUUGAGAGGGAAAAGUCGAAGCUGAGCAGGACGACACGAGGCUUGAAGACGAGGAAGCAGAGACACGCCAUUGCCCAGAACAACGGUCAUGAUGUAAGCUCAGCAGGAGAUGGAGGUUCCAGUACAGGCGUGGAUCAAGAUGAGAUGGGCCUUGACGAGAGAACCCCAAAUCAUCACUCUGGUCAGACCAUGGUCGACUUUGAACAUGACGGCGAUGCCAUGGACGAAGACUAUGUGGAUCGAGCGUGA
Messenger RNA from Fulvia fulva, 1113 nucleotides. RefSeq lists its product as uncharacterized. NCBI's taxonomy places the organism in Eukaryota, Fungi, Ascomycota, Dothideomycetes, Mycosphaerellales, Mycosphaerellaceae. The coding region runs from base 1 to 1113 and encodes 370 amino acids. The record is from RefSeq and is a predicted model, not a curated record. The transcript has 3 exons.